GGAGCCAUACCUCAUCAUUAUAAACUGCAUCCCUCUAAUCCACUCUCCCCCCUGCUCUCUCUCUCUCUCUCUCUCUCUGAGCCUCACUAUUGAAUGCAAAGCGGCUACUUUCAGAAAGCUCAGUGAAUAACCAAACACGUACGUCCUUUACUUGUUCAGCUCACAUCUCUUUCCCGUUCUGGUCAACGUAGUCAAUUCAGUCACUGAUAUCACCAACUACCACAGCUUCAACAACACCAAACAACAACUAAUUAACCAAACCAUACCAGCUGAAACAAAACACAAAAAAUGCUCGAAACCGUAAAGUACCUGAUCGGCUCCGUCGGCACCAGCGGUUACGGCUCCAAGAGCACCGCGGAGCAAGUCACCGACAGCUGCCCCGAUCUCCGCUCCAUCACCGCCAUCAUCACAGGUGCUACGUCAGGGAUCGGAGCCGAGACGGCGCGAGUGUUAGCCAAGCGCGGCGCCAAGCUAGUCCUCCCUGCUCGGAGCCUUAAAGCCGCCGAGGACGCCAAGGCGCGAGUCCUCUCCGAGUUUCCGGACUCGGAGAUCAUUGUCAUGGCGCUUGAUCUCAGCUCCCUUGCUUCCGUUAGAAACUUCGUGUCGGAGUUCGAGUCCCUCCACCUACCUCUUAAUCUCCUCAUAAACAACGCCGGUAAGUUCGCGCACGAGCAUGCGAUUUCAGAAGACGGAAUAGAAAUGACUUUUGCUACUAAUUAUCUGGGUCAUUUUCUGUUGACGAAGCUGCUGCUGAACAAGAUGAUCCAAACAGCGAAGGCCACCGGCGUCCAAGGGCGAAUCGUGAACGUGUCGUCUGCUAUUCACGGCUGGUUUUCCGGCGAUACAAUCCAAUACCUCGGCGAGAUAAGCCGGAGCAGAAGCAGCCAAUACGACGAGACACGUGCGUAUGCGCUCUCGAAGCUCGCCAACGUUUUGCACACGAAGGAACUCGGUCGCAGGCUCAGGGAAGUGGAGGCCAACGUCACUGUGAACUGUGUGCAUCCGGGGAUUGUUAGGACCCGACUCACCAGAGAACGUGAAGGCCUAGCUACUGAUAUGGUGUUCCUCUUUGCUUCCAAGCUCUUGAAAACAAUACCUCAGGCUGCAGCCACGACAUGUUAUGUUGCGACUCAUCCACGGCUGAUCGGUGUGUCCGGGAAGUAUUUUGCGGAUUGCAACGAGACAUCGCCGUCAAAAUUGGGGUCUAAUUUGGUGGAAGCUAGUCGGUUAUGGUCUGCUUCUGAAGUCAUGGUGUCCAAAGAUUCCGGUGCUAUUUUUGCAGAUCAAUUGAAGGACUAGAAGUGGGAUGAUGAUCAAUAUCCUUAUAUUAAUACUAGUAAAUAUAUAUUAAGAACAGAAAAAAGCAAUAUCUUAGUCAUUAAUUAGUCUAGUUAAUUACUUCUUAAUGUCUGUACUUAAUUAGUCUUAAUUAAUAGCAUAUAUUGCCAGAUACAGUUCUGAGUUC
Molecule: messenger RNA, 1465 nt
Organism: Rosa rugosa (rugosa rose)
Lineage: Eukaryota; Viridiplantae; Streptophyta; Magnoliopsida; Rosales; Rosaceae
Product: short-chain dehydrogenase TIC 32 B, chloroplastic-like
Exons: 8
Coding region: 289-1299 (336 amino acids)
Source: RefSeq, a predicted model, not a curated record